This is a messenger RNA of Trichoderma breve, 7743 nucleotides long. RefSeq lists its product as uncharacterized. The coding region runs from base 1 to 7743 and encodes 2580 amino acids. Lineage: Eukaryota; Fungi; Ascomycota; Sordariomycetes; Hypocreales; Hypocreaceae. The transcript has 5 exons. The record is from RefSeq and is a predicted model, not a curated record.
AUGGAGGACUCGUACAGUCACCCAGUGAAACGUGCUCAGACGUCUCUAACCCCCCAAAGUCAGCAAAGCCAACAAUCGACGGCCUAUCAGGUCAACGUGAGCCGGAAGAAGACGAGGAAAUGGGUCGAGGCUAAGGUCCAGAGCUAUGACGGCGACGACUGGGGAGCUGACGAGUACGACGAAGAGUCGGAUCAUGAGCCUCCUCCGCCUCCGCCAAUCAACCCCUCGCUGCGCACAUUCUCUGGCACCGACCUGCUACACUCUCGCCACAACACUCCCAGCCCGGCCUCGAGCUUGAGUGCGCUGCCGUCUCUGCGAACACAAGCUCACCAGCAGCAACAGCAAUCUCCCGCUGUGCCACCGGCCAACCAGCCUCCGCGCAUUGGAGUUACUUCGCCUGUCGUAUCAGAUGUCUCGACUCGUAGUGCCUCGGAGUCGUUUGCCAGCGGCCAUGUCGUAUCACCCCAGCCCGUGACUGCUUUCCAAGGACGUGAAGGCGACGGCAACCUGUCGCUAGCCGGCAUUGCUCAACUGCCUUCACAAAUUCAGCAACAACAACCAGCUCCCGGCGGCUAUGAUGUAUCACGCUCUCCCAGCUUUGAUCAGGCUAUGAAGCCCACAUCUACGCCUCCAGCUGUCGUUGAUCGCUCUGUAUCGCCCCAAAUUUCCGCACCGGCACCAGCACUGCCGCCCGCGGAACAACCUCCCCCCAUCAUCUACUCGCCUGACAAUUACAGUCGUCUCCAGGAUGAUGUGGACCGUGAGACAUUAGCCGGGGCACCUGGUAUUCCUCCCAGCUCUGGAGCUGAACAAUUCACUGUGUCUGCUCCAAAACCAUUGUCUAGCGAGGAUAGACGAGAUACUUGGGAAAGAGACGACGAUUCUUCUCACGGUGAUCACCCAGAAAACCAGGGAAUCCGUCCUGACUUUGAGUCUCAAGCUGGCAUUGACCGUGGACGAAUGUCUGUUAGUCCAAAGUUGCCGGAUCUUGCUCGCAUGUCCGCGUUUGGGACGGAUCUCUUCGCCUCUUCAUCGAGCAACAACAACCUUUCGAAGCAAACUCCUAUCAGUGAAGAUCAAGCGGAUAGAGGCGAGCCGGCUACUAUUCCGGCAGCUACCACGGCGGAAUCUCGCUGGCAACCUCCCGUAGUGCCGGCCGAGGACGAAGAUCAUUCAGAAGCCCCAGGGGGUGCGCCUCUCUCCCAGCCUAACAACCUGUUUCCUGGCAGAAACAUUCCAGUAAUUCCACCAUUGCGAACUCCUAGCCCCCAACCGCUCGCUGCAGCCCCCUUUGACCCCCAAGGCACCAAAAUCACUCCUACAGAGCCUCUUCAGCCUUACAGAGGAGAGCCAUUGCCAGAGUUUGAGGCCCCUCAGUCGUUUCAAAGAGUGCAGACUUAUGGCACCGACAACUCGUCUCCCAUGAAGGAUAGUCCGUUGAAAGAAAACGACGUGCUUAGUGACGAGAUUAUGCGAACUCUUAGCCCCUCGGGUGCAACCCCUGCUGAUGUCAAGCUCAGCGAUGGUCCUCAGCUGCAUCCUCCAGAAGACCGGAGCGGCGUCAGGGAGAGCAGUUACACUCUUAUGGACUAUGAUAGUUACUGGGCAGACACAGCAGAAGACUCGGGUCCUGGCCAUGAAAAUGUGCCGGUGCCGUCGACUGAGAACCUUCAGAGCACACCGGCCGCUACAGAGCCGCUUCCCGCUCCUUCAACGCAGUCUGGUUUGAAAUCGCCCCCCGAUACCACUUCUCCAUCACCACCAGCUACGAUAACGUUUGAUUCGAUGUUCUCUCCUCAACAACCCCAGCAACAACCCCAGGAAGAGCAGCAACAGCAAGAUCAACAACAGCGACAACCGUCUCUUAGACGAAGAUUUUCCUGGGAAGCUGAAGAGGAGCAGCGCACUCCGACCACUCUGGCUCAGACUCCCAUACAAGCUCAGCCAACUACUGAUGACUCUGCUGCUCCUGCGUUAUCACAGGCACCAACAACGGCGGCGGGAUCCGGCUUGGGUGCCUUGGCGAUUCAGACAUCCAAUCCAUCCGGCAGCCUCCCAGGGCAUGAUUCGUCACUCCCCGAGCCUCCCUCCCCAGUGUCUAUUUCUGUGAUCAGUGACAACCCUUCUACCACUGCCCGUGAACAGGCGCGCAUGUCCAUUGCGGACGAAAAGUUGUUCGCCGACCAGGGCUCUGUCAAUUUGGUGACGGGAUCUCCACCUCCAGCUUCGGAUUCUCACCCGGCCGUGUCUUCACCGACUUCUGCAGCGUCUGUGCCCGCUCCACAAACCCCUGCCCCUAAUCUGAACCCACUUGCACAGGCCAAAGCCAUGAACUUCCGAGAUAUCAUGGCUCUAUCCACGCCUACGGAGAGGAUAGCAAAAUACACUGAAGCACGUGAGGCCUUGGCAGCAAGGGAUUCCGGCUUGGAGAGCUGGCUUUUAUAUCUGACGACGGAGCAUCCCGAGCUUUCGGCAUCCAUCUCUGCCCCGGGAGGCCAGAUGACCCCUCGGUCAAGCAACAACGCCUCCUUGCCGGUUGGAUCUCAGCCCUCGAGCCAACAGCCUUAUUACCAGCAGUAUCUCAACGCCAGCUCGCCAAGCACGUCUGGGCCACAAAGCGGAGGUGGGGGUAGCGGUGGUGGCCGCUCAAGAUUGGGUGGGUUGUCGAUGCCAUCUCAGAUGUCCGGCAGUGCGUUUGGGCAUUCGGGCAACCAGAUUGGCACAAAGAGCAAGGAGUUCAUGCAUUCAGCUGGAAAGAUGGGCAAGGGACUGUUGAGCAAGGGCAAAAGCAAACUGCGCGGAAGCGGGGACAAGGUCGACACGAUCCCUCCGGACCAUCCGAUGCCCAACAAAGCACAACGACGCUCGACAUGGCGAUUUAGCCUCGAGCCAAGACCUCGUGAAGAUGAUCCUGCCCCACAUUCCAGCAGCGACAUCUCCACGACACCGCCACAGCUGCCCGACCCGUCCCCGGUCUCCCCCUUGAACGCCGCAUCUGGCCCUGGAUCCGCCUUUCCAUGGAGUGUCUCAGAUGACAUGCCAGCCCCCGACCCGUUCUCUGGGAGGCUGCCCGGCGAGGUACACGUCACAUCGGAAGACUUAGUAAUCUUCAAUUCCUUCCUCCACGGGGCUUAUCCGUCAGCAGAGCCGGAGGAGCAUAUAUUCCCCGCUGGCCAAAGGAGCUCUGACUUGAAUCCGGAAAUGGUGACGCCGGACGAUUGGGUCAUGGUUCAGCAUCAGGAUGAUCAAGCACGACAGCAACAGAACCAACCCCUAGACAACUCGGACACGCCUAAGCGCAAUUCCUCCUUUAUCGGUCUGCCACCCAUCAGGCGAGGCUCAACAUUUGGCACAAAAUCAAAGGCACGGAGGGCUACGGAGCGUUUCUCCCUCGAUGACGAAGACGGUGACGAUGGUGCUGACAUUGAUGCUCCUCCCCUCUCUCCAGUCAGCGGGAUUGACGCGCCGAUACAUCCCCCAGAGGCUGUGAUGGGCAUGAAUCAAGGGGGACGCAAUGAAAAGGCUCUCCCUCCUCAGCCCGGCCAUGGAGUGCCUAUGGCCAUGGGUGCGAACCCUAGAUUUGGCCAGCAACAGAGUUCCAAUGCCGGCCAUCAUCCUCACCAACAGCAACAGCAACAGCCACAGCAGCCAUAUCCUGGUGGACCGAACCCUCAAUUUGCUCAAGGCGCGCCCAUGAUUGAUAGCCUAGUUCAGAAACUUCCUCCUGCAGGUCCGUGGAAACUGGAAGAGAGUCAUCUAACCGAGCCGCUUCACCUAACCAAAAAACGCUCCGGCACAGAUUUUUCGCAACAGGAUGCCUACUAUGGGUACAAUAAAGAGCUUGGAUUAGAAAUCCCUGCGGCUCCAAUGCCUCCCACUCAGGGCCCUCCCGGGCGAUUCAGAAGCGACGUACCCCCAUCGUCCGCUCGGCGUUAUCCAGAGCUGUUUUCACUACCAGGACAAGACCCACGGCAAUUUGGUCGAGGCCAAGGAUACCCGCCUCAGAUGCAAGGUCGCCCACCAAGAGAGGGGGCAGCGCCUGUGCGACAGCAACAGGGAGGACCAGACGCUGAUGAGCGUGGGCGUAGGAGAAAUUCGGGCAUCUUUAAAGAAAUUGGAACACGAAUUGCGAGAGCAACCUCGAGAGAACGACGGAGCUCUAUUGCCGAAUCUAAGCCACCAUCUAUACAGCUUCGAGGGGAUGAGGUAUCUGAAGUCAGUGUCACAACGGAGGAUGCUUCGGACCGUAGAAAGAAGCGAGCCAGUUUCUUUGGGUUCUCUGGCCGUCCUUCCUCAACGGACCAGCCGCCUCGGAAAGAAGAGGAUCUAGGCAAUCAGGCACGCCAGCGGGAUACACGAUCUGCUGGGGCCGAGCCACCUGCUGACCCCCGCGAAGAUCAUAAACGCUCCCUCUUUGGUGGUGGUGGACAGUCCAAGAUUGGCCCCGGCAAUUUCUCUCGCUCAUCAACUUCAAACUCCGCAUUUGAGUCGGUCUCUGGUCCCAGUGGUGACGGCCGAGACAAUGGGGUUCCGCAUAAGAGAAGGAUAUCUGAUAUCGCCAAGGCUUCCGGCAUUGCGGGCUUAUUUGGUCGCGCACGUCAGGAUCGUUCGUCAUUAGGUGCAAUGCCCCGGCAGCAGAACAACGACCAGGCCUUGAACCAAAGAGCCAUGAUACCUGAUCGACCGCCCAUGCAGCUCCCAUCUUUGGAUUUUACAUCCGACCCUCUGGCUUCCAUGUCUAGUUUAGGAUUCGAGGAAUCAUUUCAGAACUACCAACAAGACGAGCAUCAGCCACAACCACAACGAAGCAUAGAACAGCCUAUGCAGACACAAUUCGGCAACUUCAAUGCUUUUUCUGUUGGCCCUAUGAACCCUCAAGCUCAACAGACUUCUCCGCUACCCACUACAGUUGGAAGCCAAGGGAGGACAGUUGCCUCAGCAGGAUUGACUUCUCCUCAGUUCAACCAGCCGCCACAGGGCAUUAGCCAGGAUUCAGAGCGACAGAAUCUUCAGAGCCAUUUGCCACCCCUUGCGACCAAGACUCUGGUGCCGGUGCAGAACGUGAAUACUACUGCUACAGAGGACCAAAAACCUUCCGGCAACGAGAGUUUGGAAACCCCAACCGAGUCCCAGUUAGACUCGGCAAUGGACGAAAAGACCCCAAGGCUUCAAGAAUUCAUAUUUCAAGAAAAGCUGGCAGCUCUUCAAAUUGGGGAGGAUAAUGUAAGCGAAGAGGAGGUUCUGAGGUCUCAAACGGUAUCACCGGAUAUAUCCAUUGUCUCCACCACCAAGACGGAGGAGCAAGGCCCCGUUCGAUCACACAGCAAUACCUCUGAGCAUAGCGAGAUGGUUGAGGGAGUUUUGAUUACUCCUCCCCCUGAGGGGUCUCUUCCACCGGCUGCGGAUGCUGACAAUGCCGGCCAUUCGGCCAUUCACCAUGAUGUGCCGCCGUCAGUCCACUCUUUCCCAUCCAUUUCUUCGCUCCGUGAGAAAUCAGAUGCCAAGUCUAUUCAGCAAGAAGGAGGUUCUGUACACCAGACUGAAGAGAGCGUAGCAAUAUCACCGGAACCGUCACCUCAAGUUACGAAAUCUCAAGUGUCGAGCAAAGCCGCAACACCAGUGUCCCAGCAUCAACAACUGCACUCGCCGGUUUUGGCGACAGUAAAGCUGCCAGAGCCGCAGAGCACCGAUCUGCCAGCUACUCCUCGGUCUCAAACUAGACCUGAAUCGCAGCCGCGGCCCCUCGACACGGCAGGGCAGAGGCAACUAUCCACUCCAUCAUCACCGCUCCCUGCCGGUAACCAACCAGUACAGCAACAACUCGUACAGCAACCAGCAGUACAGCAGCAACCCGUGCAGCAACCCGUGCAGCAGCAACCAGUACAGCAACAGCUUGUACAGCAACAGCUUGUACAGCAACAACCCGUACAACAGCAAUUCGUACAGCAGCAACAACCCGGACAGCAGCAAUUCGUGCAGCAGCAACAACCCGGACAGCAGCAGUUCGUACAGCAAUAUCCUGUACAACAACAGCGUCCUGGACAGCCGCAGUACCCUGUCCAGCAGCAUCCUGUCCAGCAGCAGCGGCCCAUGCAGCAACAACCGGUGCAACAGCUACGGCCUCAAUAUGCACCAUCAGUGAGCGCCUCUAAUGCAUCCAUUGCUUCAGAGGCAUCAACCCCGGUGUACCAAGUCCAAUCCGGAUCUCAAAGCCUAUUCACCGGGCUCCCUGGGCCAUUCGGGCGCGCGUCUACAGAUGCUGCAGCGCAGCAGAAAGAUAGCCAGGGAUCGCGAUGGAAAGGACUCAAGAACCGAGUGAGCGAGCAGAUUUCGCAAAGGUCUCAGCCACAGCAACAGCAACAGCAGCAACAGCAGCAGCCACCGCAACAACAAAACAUGAACCAGGGCCAGAAUAAGACUGCUGUUGGAGACAAGAUUAAAGGCAACAAGUUACUAGGCGCUCUGAGACGUACAUCGAAACAGCCGGAGCUUAGCCAAAACCAGGCCAACGUUCAGCCGUCUCCCAACUCCAGGCAGCUUCCCAACCCGAUCCCACAGCCUCAUCCCCAGGGAUAUCAGCUGCAACCUGGACAGCCGCAACCCGGACAGCUGCAGGGCCCACGGCCUAAUGGCAUGCCUGCUAACACUCAACACUUGCAGCCAUCUAUGCAACCGCCUAAUAUGCCGAGAGCAAAGACUAUGCCUCCUGGGCCCCCGCAACAGAAUGCUCCCCCUCGAGACCAAACACGGUCAUCAGAGCCGCGUUAUGAAAGCGUCCCUAUUCCCAGAGGGUACUCGGCGGUCCACGGCGAGGGCAUGAUGGUACCAUCACCAUAUCAACCGAAUGUUCGACGCCAAUUUGGCCCCCUGCCUCCCCAGCAGCAGCAGCUACAGCAACACCCUCACCCUCAUCCACAGAUGCAACGACAAUGGCAGGGUGGUCAUCCCCAGCCCUUGUCUCUGCAGCCUCAACCAACUCAAUUCCAAGGAAGCCCUCGGAUGAUUCAAGGUCCCCAGAACGGGGGGCUGGGUCAUAUGAGAGCUCCAUCUGACUCACGAUCCGAUUAUCUCAACCCCCAGAGUCCUGAGUCAUUCAAUACACAAUCGAGCCGGCACAACAGACACAGUUCCCAAGGUAGCCAGAAUAGCAGAGCUGAGCCACCGCGGUCUGCCAGUGACAUGGGCAGCAAUCUGGGAAUGUCACAUCCCGGCAGCCCUCAGCCGUCUGAAAAGGGAAAUCUAUCUGUCAUGGACCGUCCUCGCUCUGCUUCACGAAGUCCCGCUGUCUCGGUUGGGGCUGAUCAGAAGCCUGACUUGAAUCCUAGCCCAAAGCCAGAUGGAACAACUGAUUCAAGCCGGGCGUCGAACCUUGGCAUAGAUGUAGAGAAGGCCCAGCAACUAGUGGAGGACGACCUUUAUUCUGCUACACCCAAGGUUGUACCAGCAGUGGCAGGAGAUACUGGUAACCCACCUGCCGCAUCUCAAUCAGCAUCAAAUGAGCAGGCAGAAAGCUCUGCAAUGGCAGCGGGCAAGGCCGUCGUCGUACCAGCAAAUGCUGGUGCGAUGGCAGAGCUAGAAGACACGGAAGAAGCACGGAAGCGAGCCAUCAGGCUAGCAUCACAGGAAGAAAAGAUCUUUUACGAGCCAGAGGAUUACGAACCCAAGAUGAGCGCAACGAGCUAUCCUGGACAAGAGUGGAAUCCUUUUGGCGAACCGGAAUUUGCAGACUGGAAGGAAGAUUGA